GUAAUCCGCAAUACGGGAGGAUCAAUACACUGCAUAUCGAUAUAACGUUAUUCCGAUACAGUGUGUGGAAGCACCCUUGAACCGGAUCUAGAUGCAUCGAGGGCAAUUUAUUAGCGAACUUGUCUACUGAUGCUGUGAAAAUAACAACCCCGUGCAUGUUUCACCGGGUCUUGAUCAGUUUUUCAGCAGUUUGACAUGGGGAAUAACCCAGCAUCUAAACAAGGGGACAAACCUGAAAGUUACGUGAGGGAUUUUCUAUCAGAAGCAAGAGAGAGCUUUUUACAGAAAUGGGAUUGCGAUAAACAUAACACAGCUGCCCUCGAUGACUUCGAUAGAAUACGAACCCUUGGGACCGGUUCAUUCGGUCGGGUAAUGUUAGUCAAGCAUAGAGUUACGGCAAAAUAUUUGGCAAUGAAAAUUCUAGACAAACAGAAGGUUGUAAAAUUGAAGCAAGUUGAACACACGCUAAAUGAGAAGAAGAUUCUACAAGCCAUCUCCUUUCCAUUCAUUGUCAGCUUAUCAUACCAUUUCAAGGAUAACUCCAAUCUGUAUAUGGUCUUGGAUUUUAUUCCGGGCGGUGAAAUGUUCUCUCACUUACGGAGAAUUGGCAGAUUCAGUGAACCACACUCGAGAUUCUAUGCAUCCCAGAUUGUCCUUGCCUUUGAGUACCUCCACGCCUUGGACCUUAUAUACAGAGAUUUGAAACCAGAGAACAUCCUAAUCCAAGAGACUGGUUACAUUGCAGUCACAGAUUUUGGUUUUGCCAAGAGAGUGAAGGGUAGGACAUGGACCCUCUGUGGUACGCCGGAAUACCUAGCUCCAGAGAUCAUCCUCAGCAAGGGUUACAACAAGGCAGUAGAUUGGUGGGCGUUGGGUGUUCUCAUCUAUGAAAUGGCUGCAGGGUAUCCACCAUUCUUUGCUGAUCAACCCAUCCAGAUCUAUGAGAAAAUUGUCUCAGGAAAGGUUCGCUUCCCCUCUCACUUUAGUUCGGACCUCAAGGACAUCCUCCGCAGCUUGCUACAAGUAGACUUGACAAAGCGCUUUGGAAACCUCAAGGCCGGUGUAGCUGACAUUAAGACUCAUAAGUGGUUUCAAGCAACGGACUGGAUUACCAUCUACCAACAAAGGGUGGAGGCACCAUUCAUCCCACGGAUCAAAGGACCUGGAGAUGCCUCACAAUUUGACGAAUACGAGGAAGAAACACUCAAGAUCUCACUCACGGAGAAGUGCGUCAAGGAGUUUGCCGACUUCUGAGCCACCCCCUCCUCUCCACGUUGUUGCCUCCGGGCGCGAGUCUCCUUUGUUCCUCAACCAUCAUAAAGAGGGAGAAAACGACCCUGUUCCAUCGUUCUGAUAAACUCUUCUUUUUUGUUUUUCUCUGUGAUUUUAUUAUAGUAUGUACAAAAACAAGAAAGAUACGUAAGAUGAUGGAGAAGAAUAGACACGACGAUUGCCAUGUACAGAAAUUGUUACUCUAUAUAAGAGAUUUAAAAUGCAGAAGAUGAAUUUUAAUAGAUUUAAAAGUAUGAAGAUAUGAAUUUUUGUGAAAUAGCUUUGUUAAGAAACCAUUCUACCUGCCGUUAUUUUAUGUGUGUGCCAAAGGGUGCGUACGGAUGGAGAGGAAGGAUCUAGUUUGAUAGACACACAUGAAAUACUGGGCAUGAUGACUUGCAGACGUUUCAAAGACAAUCUCAGCGUACCUUGAAAGCAACUCUACACACCUCAUGAUGCGCGAGGUACAUUAAGGCGUAUAUCUGAAUAUAUAUAUUUUCUCAUAUUCAAGGUAGUUGAUUGUCCGCGGGCAAACCUGGCACGCCUCUCCUUGUCCCAAGCACAAAUUGAACUCAUAGGUGUUCUCAAUGUAUUUACCAUCUUUUAUUCAGUAUACUUUCCUCUCCCCACCCCCUUCCCUUUCACCUCAUCUUCACGAAGGCUAUCGUAGCAUUACAGAGUAAACAGCCAUUGUGUAUUUCUUUCAAACCAUAUCACAGUGCUACAUUUUUUUCAAGUCAUUUCAAGUCAAAGACUUCAUCUCAUCAAGCCUACCACGAAAUCAAUCCUCACAAACAAAGUCUGGAGUUUGAUUAUAUAGCGAUAAAAGCAACUUAAAGAAAGAAUGCCCCCUUGAUAAACCAAUUGUACCAUGGAUUGCCACAGGCAUACUUCAGUUUAGGUUUGCUGAUUUGGUACUCACCUGUAACUUACCUUAAAGGGGAAAGUAUAAGCGUAAACCCAAUUUAGUAUGUUAUUUGGAGAUUUAGAUGCUUUGGUGGGAUUUUUUUUUAAUUUGUCAUUUCUGUAAUAGUGAAGACCUAUUGAGAGAAUGAAGAUGUCUUGUUUAGCUCUAUUCAAGUCUUGCCCUUUUUCUAUCCCUUAAGUCAUAUAUAUAUAUAUAUACAUGGAUGCAAUAACAAGCUGUAUUUCUGAGGUUGGGCACCUCACUCCAUGGAACUUGCAAUAUAAUGGGAAUAUGUGUGCAAUCACGGGAGUGUUUCAUGAAGCAGGUUGUCGGUGAUUUCCUCUGACAGUUGUCAUAGGCUACUGAAUUCCCUUGCAUGUGAUUGGCGAAGGGCAAAUUUGUGAGUGAAACAUCACUGGCAAGAUGCUUUGUGAAAUGCUCUCCAGGGUCCUCUAGCGCAUUCUUCAUGGUAGUCUUGUAUGAUUCAUCUUUGUAAUCGAUCACACAUCACUGCAGUUGAUUGUAAACCUCAGUACUAUGAGUAUCCAGGAAGUUUUGUUUUAGGGGGCCCAACCUGAUCUUUUUCACACUGUCUAUGAGUAAGUCUACGCAAUGAGAGUUCCAUGGUUGUGGAUGCCUAGCCUCCGUGCACAGAAAUUCAUUCAAAAUGAAGAUGUAUCCACAUAAUAUAUGAUUCUAGAUCCCCCCCCAAAAAAAUAUAUAUAUAUAGAUAUAUGAUAGUUUCAAGAGCCCCUUUUUUGCAAAGAUGUACACCCCAUCUUCUGUCAUUUAAUGUGUGCUCUGUACUUAACCUCAUUUUUCCAAACUUCAGAUGGACACGAUCCCAGCUGAAUAAGUAAAUAAUAAAGUUAGAAGCAUUGGCAAGCCCAAGUUAUAUCAUCCAUAGUACACUAACCACUGGUCAUGUGGACCCUGUUUUACUAAGAGUUGCAAUUGAUCCGAUCCAUCUCAACAAUGGAAAGCCAUUGAUGUCAAAACUCUUCAUCUGGGAGGCCUAUGAACACUGAUUGGCAAUUGUGCAUACAAGCAUUUGUCAUAUUACAGAACUUAAUAUGCAUUCCCGAUUAUAGUGUUGCUUGCUUUCCAUAGUUAAGACUAAUGGGGUUGAUUGCAAGAGUCUGUAAGCUGGUCCAUUUAGGGCUAUUUCAUCAUGUUCAUUAUUCAUACCCACCAUGUGGGAAUCAAGACAAAACAUGAUUUGUUUUCUCUUUUGUCCUCACUAGCUGUACGUGGGGCCUACCUUGGACUUGCUGAAAUAUUCAUUGCGCAUAUGGGCAGUUCCAUAAAAUAUUUAUGUUUAACUCUUUUAUUUGUGAAUUUCCUGAAAUAUGAUACACACAAGGUACCAUGGCUUCAGCAGUUCAUGAAAUGAAGAAAAUACCAGUCAGACUCACAAAAAUGUUGAUAACUUUAUAUGAUGAUUGUAUGAUUUAUGUCGUCGGCUAGCUUGAAGUUAGCAGCAACAAGAGCUACAGAUUGACAUGCUGCAUCACAGAGCUCACAUCUCCUUUUUCCUGUUGUGCAGACAAGCCAGAAUCUGAUGAUUAACAAAUUUGUAAAGCGCUUAGAGUAUAGACAUCAUGCUGACGUAUUCAGCGCUAUAUAAAGACAAGAUAUUAUUAUUAUUCAUGUAAGUACAUUCUGUAUAUCAGUAAAAUAGAGAAACCUCAACAAUGAGCUUGAAAAACUAAAAAACAUCAAUUAUAAGGUUGUUCUUUAGAGGAAUUUAUUUUGAAUGAGCUUGAACUUAAUUAAUUAGGUAACUAAAAAUAUAUCAAUUAUGAGGUGGUUGGUAUCGAUGGUUAUAAAUGUUCACUGGUGAGAACUGUUGGACAGAAGGAUAUUUCAUUCUCUGUACAUUUUUUUUAUGAGAUACAUUUCUGUACUAUAUCCUCUACUGUUUUUUUAUAUUAAUUCUGCCUGGUUGGUGUCAUAAUCUCUUUUUCCUCUUCUGGCACAUAAUUUUGAAUAAAUUACUACCCCACUUUGAGCUCUCAAUAUCAAGAAAGGAAUUUUGGUUUAUGAAAUGCUGGUCAGUAUUUACCGACUCUGAUGACGGGAUGGUUUCAAAUUCUGAGUCACUGUUAUUAUGCAAUACAUGCAUUGUUCUUAUCUUCUCUUUUUAUGAUUGUUCUUAAAGUCAUGUGACUUGACUAUUUAAAAAAAAUUAAUUGUUCAUGUGUUUCUCAUUAAUACGACAAAAAAGGAGGUAUGUUAUCUUUAGCAACCCUCAUUUUUAUGAUAAAGUUUAUUGGGAGCUUUUAUCCAUUCUAUUAACCUACAUGCAGUUGUAUAGACUGGACUAAAUUAUUGGAAUAAUGAUGUUAGGAGAUUAGGAACGGUCAUAAGCUUUUAAUGAAAUCUUUAAAGCAAAUCCUGUUGUACCAUGGGCAUGGUUUGUGAAAGAUUUUUUUUAAUGGAUUCCAACCAGUCAUAACUGAGAUUCACCUCACUUAUCUUCAUUAUUGAAUUAGACCAAUCUCAAAGUUCAAUUUACUUCAAUUUAGUGCAGUUCAAUUGAUGUCAGGGAAGUAACUUUUGAAAUACAAAUCAUAUAAACUGAAGUCCAUAUCAAAAAGUCCAUUUGUUUAGUGGUCUGGCAAGGCCAACUGUGAGUCUAUGAAAACAGGGUCUUUGGAGACUAACAGCCGAAUGAAAAAUUAGGUUUCUAACGCUCACCAAGUAGCUAUCGAAGGAUUGCAGGAAAUGGGGAACCAAAUUUAUUUUUAUAAUGUUCAAGUACAAAGAAGUCAUUCAUUUAUGUCUAAACCGGUGUGCUAGCUGACACAAUGUAGAUUCAGAAAAUCUCUCAACUUCUUUCUUCUUCCUUGCUCCACUAUGAUAACAAAAAAUGUUAUUUUUAAUUGUCAGUAAGUUGUUGUCUUUGUAAGCUGUCUUGUGAUUCAUGUGCAGUGUGUAUGAAACCAAAUCUUCCACUUGAAAAGAAAGAAAAAAAAUUAUAUUUGACAUUGCUAGCCAGAGGUGUUAAUGAGAGAGAUAGAAUACCACAUUAGUUUGAAAUAUACCUACAAAUCUAUUUCUAGAAUUUUUUUGAUCAGUAUAAUAUCAAAUCAAUAUAGCUGUUGACUGUUGCAUUUCUUUUUGAGUUUUAUAAACAGGUUCGUUGACAUGAGGUCCAUUAGUGAGGGAAAGAUCCUUUUGAAAUGUUAUACAAGAAAAAUGGUGGCUUACCCUUUGAUUUUCAGUGAUUUUAGCAGGCAGUUGAAAGAAAUUUUGAAACACUCGCUGUAUUAUAUCUUAAUCUGUUCAUAGUUUGUCAGUUGAUGCCAGGGUAUAGAAGCCUGUUUCUGUCUGUAAGAGAUCAACCCUAAAUUAUGCACACAAUUCUGAUAAUAGGCGAUACACAAUUUUACCAAGUAAAGUCAGUAGAUUUCAGAAAAAUUAUUAUUUUGAUGAAGAGGCAUUACUCCUAAACAUUUGAUAAAUAGAAUAAUGAUAAUGAUGAUAAAAGUACUGAUAGUAGUAAUGAAUAAUAAGAAUGAAUAAGAUUGCUAUUGUCUAAUAGUAAUAUAUGAUUUGCAAAGAAUUAGUUUAAAGAAUGAUCUGUGAGAAAAUCCUCACAAGUGCUUGGUAUUGACUUCUUAAGAUCUUCUAAAGCAUUAAGUGCAUUCACAAAAUAAAGGUUUACAUAGUUAAUUAUUUAUGUAAGGGUAAAUUUCCUCUACUCUGAACUGUAAGUUGGGCAGUUACAUGCAGUUCUAGAGCCUUCUAAGACCUGUAUCCCAAAGCCUAGUGAAUAUUUGUAGGGCUCAUUCUUAUGGCUGAUGGCAUUGAUUAUUAUGUGUAUCAAUUGCACAAAUCAGUCCCUAAGCUUUAUGUAAUGUGGCCCUGUAGCUAUGGCAAAGGAUCCGUCUCCUGUUUUGGGUCAUUUUUUUUUCAUCAGUCGAUGCUCCAUGCUAAGAUUGAAAUUCAGGUACAGUAUUAAUGCAGCGCACCUUCACUCGUUGAAAGUCCUAUUUGUAACACGAAAACCCUCCCUGGUCCUUGUUCAUUCUUAUUACCCUCCCAUCAUAUAGCAUCCAUUAUAAUGGAAAACCAUUCCUGGACCCUGAUACACAAAUCUUAGUGAUUGAUCAUAAUGCUUUGUACAAUCGAUUGCGCAUACUGGUAAUUCAAUGCAAUUGAUUGUAUUCAGCCCUAUAAUCAUUCACCCAGCUUUGUGUGAGUGGGUUCGGGUCAUCUUUGCGAUUACAUUGUGAUUAUCUUGCUGGCAAGACGCAAAUUUGCACUUGUAUUCCAAAUCACCAUCACUAUCUUCCAUUACUUGCUAGGAUUGUAAGAAAAAUAUUUUAUGCUAGAUAAUUUGUUCCUGGUGGUAUGUGUAAUAUUUCUAGUGGUAAGAG
Molecule: messenger RNA, 6564 nt
Organism: Lytechinus variegatus (green sea urchin)
Lineage: Eukaryota; Metazoa; Echinodermata; Echinoidea; Temnopleuroida; Toxopneustidae
Product: cAMP-dependent protein kinase catalytic subunit alpha-like
Exons: 10
Coding region: 196-1254 (352 amino acids)
Biological process (GO): peptidyl-serine phosphorylation
Cellular component (GO): cAMP-dependent protein kinase complex; nucleus
Molecular function (GO): cAMP-dependent protein kinase activity; ATP binding
Source: RefSeq, a predicted model, not a curated record